Molecule: messenger RNA, 689 nt
Organism: Erinaceus europaeus (western European hedgehog)
Lineage: Eukaryota; Metazoa; Chordata; Mammalia; Eulipotyphla; Erinaceidae
Gene: CATSPERH
Product: transmembrane protein 262
Exons: 5
Coding region: 289-615 (108 amino acids)
Source: RefSeq, a predicted model, not a curated record
AGCCGGGUCCUGCGGGACUGGAGUUCCCCUGCGCCGCUCCUCCCGCGUCCAAGAGGUUCCGCGCAGAUCCCGAGGACCGGGACCCGCGGGCGGGCGGGUGUGGCUGCUCUCCCUGCCGCCUCGGAUGACGGGGAUCCAGGGAACACGUCCCCGGAUCUGGUGGGUGCGUGUGCAGGGGCCAGGGGACUCAAACCUGGGUCCUCACGAAUGGUAACGUGCACUCAGCCUGCUGUGCCACGGCCUGCCCUGCACCCCUGCUCGUUUCUUUUUUCAGUGUGAUCCACUGCAAUGAAUGACCACAGGCCUUGCAUGAUGCUCGCCAUGGUCUCCAUGCUGCUUUUCCUGCUGCACCUGAGCGUCUUCGCCAACGACGUGUACAACUUCUGCAUCACCUUCCACUACGACCGCAUGAGCUUCCGCUUCACCUCCAUCCUCAUAUUCUCCCAGGUGAUCAGCAUGUGCUGGGCCGCCAUGGGGUCCAUCUACGCAGAGAUGUCAGAUGACAAGUUCCUGCGAUGCUUUGCCCUGACCAUCCUGAUGCUCAAUGCAUCCAUGUUCUUCAACCGCCUGUCCCUGGAGUUCCUGGCCAUCCAUUACCGGGAGGAGAAGCACUGAGGCCCGGAGAGCAGGCUGAGUGGGGAAGGAUGAGGCAGCUUUGGCGCUGGAAUAAAGUCUCUUGUUUAUUUCCA